UCAAGAUUGUGUACACGUGAGCGCUGAGUGGGUACCAUGGUAUGUAUCUCAUGCCUCAGCCCACCGGGAAAGCCCCAGGGCAGGACAUGAAAGCACAUAGCAAGUGUGUGAGAUAAGCCGCUGGCAGGUUGUGCUCAAGUCUGACAAGGAUCAGGGAACAGCCACCACAGAGGACAGAUACGAAUUUCUGUCAAUAAGGUUAGCGCAUGGAUCUGGGGUAACACAGAAGUAAAUCUUGUACAGACAUCAGUCCAACCAAUUCCAGAAGCCCUACAAGCCCAAAGCAGGACAGGAAAAGGUUUUCACCUAGGCACAUUGGAGUAAAAAGGCUGAAAAUCCAAGGAAGACAGAAACUCUUAAAAAGCAGCCAGGGAAGGAGAGCGGGCCGAGGAGAAGCAGUGCGGCGCACGCGCAGUAUACGUGGCUAGGGAAUUCGUAUGGACGUCAGGGUGGAAGCAGGUGUGAGAGGGUCCAGCAGAAGAAAACAUGGCUGCCAAAAUGUAUGAGUUCAUCGGCAAGUUUGGCCUGGCCUUAGUUGUUGCAGGAGGCGUGGUGAACUCUGCCUUAUAUAGUGUGGAUGCUGGGCACAGAGCUGUCGUCUUUGACCGAUUCCGUGGAGUACAGGACAUUGUGGUAGGCAAAGGGACUCACUAUCUCAUCCCAUGGUUACAGAAAUCAACGAUCUUUGACUGCCGUUCUCAACCACGUAAUGUGCCAGUCAUCACCGGUAGCAAAGAUUUACAGAAUGUCAACCUCACACUGCGCAUCAUCUUCCGGCCCGUCGCUAGCCAGUUUCCUCACAUCUUCACCAGCAUCGGAGAGGACCGUGAUGAGCGUGUGCCGCCGUCCAUCAUGAACAAGAUCCUCAAGUCAGUGGUGGCUCGCUUUGAAGCUGGAGAACUAAUCACCCAGAGAGAGCAGAUCUCCAGGCAGGUGAGCGAUGACCUUACGGAGCCAGCAGCCACCUUUGGGCUCAUUCUGGACGACGUGUCCUUGACAUAUCUGACCCUCGGGAAGGAGUUCACCGUCCCAAUGAUUCUUAACACGGCCUUCCUUCUGCCCCUACCUCAGAAAUCACUGUGAAAUUUCAUAAUUGGCUUAAACUGAAGGAAAUAAAGGUAAAAUCACUUCAGAUCUCUAAUUAGUCUAAAACAAAAAAGUCAGCCAGAGGAAAAAAAGACAGAUCAUCUUAAAAGGAACAACAACUGAAAUGAUAGCUUACUUCUCAGUAGAAGCAAUGGAAGCCAGAAGACAAUAACAUGGCAUUUUCAAUGUCCUGAAGGAAAAUAACUGCCGUAGUGACUUAGCAAGCAUCUAUAAAUAGUGAAAAUACUCUUUAGAAAUGACGUAGAAAUAAGGAUUUUUUUCAAGAAAAAAAUAGAGUGAGAAUUCAUCCCCAGCAAGCCCAUACUGCAAGUAUUAAAAGGUGUUCAGCUAAAAGGAAAAUGAACCCACGCAGAAGGUCAGAAAUAGAGGAAGAAAGACGAAGCAAUAAAAUAAUAAUUAUGCUAGGGUCUUCGUUCAUUUGUGCUGGUAUAACAGAAUAUCUCUGACUGGGUAAUUUAUAAAGAACAGAAAUUUAUUUCCUCAUACUUGUGGAGGCUGAGAAAUUCAAGAUCAAGGGGCUGAGAGCCUUCUUGCUGCGCCCUCACAUGGCAGAAGACGGAAGGGCAAGAGAGAGUGAACCUACUCCCACAAACCCAUUAAUCCAUUCACCUACCUCUUCCCCAAAAGCCCCACCUCCCAAUACUGUUGAAUUGAGAAUUGAGUUUUCAACACAAAU
Molecule: messenger RNA, 1783 nt
Organism: Gorilla gorilla gorilla (western lowland gorilla)
Lineage: Eukaryota; Metazoa; Chordata; Mammalia; Primates; Hominidae
Product: prohibitin 1-like
Exons: 2
Coding region: 487-1083 (198 amino acids)
Biological process (GO): mitochondrion organization
Cellular component (GO): mitochondrion; membrane
Source: RefSeq, a predicted model, not a curated record